AUGUCUGAAAACGACUUGUUGUACGAGUCGUUGAUAGAGGAAGUUAAAAAAUAUGAAUUCCUAUACAACAAAGCCCAUCCACAACAUGGCAAGAAACAGGUGACCCAACAAGCCUGGAAUAAAAUUGCAGCUGCUGUAGGUGCAAGUGUCCAGCAAUGUAAAUCGUCAUGGCUUCUGUUGAAGAAGCGUUACGCAUGUGAACAAGUUAGAAAGCAGGAAAUAGGAGCACUCAAAGAAUACAAAUCCAAUUGGAGAUAUUUCGAGGCUAUGUCAUUUCUAAAUGGUCACAUUAAUUCCAAUGGCAAUUUCAUUGAAAACCUAGCCAAGAUGUCCAAACGUGAUAUAUACUGUCGAGUUUGUUUGUGUAAUCUUAAACCAACAGCCGAUGAUGUUAUUUCUACCCUUAGUUAUGAUAUUUUCAAUUCCAAUAUUGAACUGGACAAGAAAUUAAUGCAAUGUGUAAAUGUGGAGUGUGUACCUUGGGAUGAUUAUCCUCAUGUUGUGUGCCAGCAAUGUUAUGAUAAAAUAUUAGAUUUUCAUAAUUUUCAAUGCAUGUAUCGCGAAUCCAUGGAAAAAUUCAAAUUUAUGUUGCUUGAAAAUCAACUGAAUUUUGUGGCCGAAAAUGGAGAAGAUGAAAAGUGCUCCAUAUUGUCUGGGGAGUUCGAUAAUUCUUAUGAUAUAAAUGAGGAAAACAUAUACCACGAAAAUAGUGGAGAUGAGGAACAACAACAUAAUAAUGCUGAAGAUCCCCUGGAAGAGCAAAUUGUUGUGGAAAAUGUAAAGGAAGAACAUCCAAAGAGUAUUCAAGAGCAAAAUAUAUUUGAAGAAAUUAUUAUAAAACCUGAAGAGGUACACGACAUUGGCCAUAGCCCACGCAGAAGAAGAAGCACUCGAAAGAGAAAAGAUCCAGCCAGUAAUAAGGAAAUACUUUUGGAAAAGGAUUCAAUAGCUGCUAAGGAAAAAUAUGCGUCUGAUGAUGUUGAUUACCAACAAAAUAGAUCAGAUUUUGAAGAGUCCAUCUCGAACUAUUCCUCUGCAUCCGAAGAUACGAAAGAAGAUGCUACUAAAAAAUCCACACUUAAAUGUGAGCUGUGCAAGAAACAUUUCCGUUUUCGUCAUCGUUACGAAGCUCACCGCCGUAAACAUCAGGGAUUGCCGGGCUAUCCAUGUACCUAUGACAAAUGCACACGUGCCUUUAAUCGUUUGGAUCACUUGAGAAGUCAUCUUAAUGAACAUAAUGGCAUUCCCGAUGUUUUUCAAUGUAACAUUGAUGGCUGCAUUAUGGAGUACAAAUGUUUAUCGGGUCUCAACAAACAUAAACGAAGUGUCCAUAAAUGUGGCAAAGAAUUGAAAACCUACACCUGUGAUAUUUGCGGCAAAGUCCUGACCAGUCCACGUUCACUCAAUGGUCACAAAUACAUACAUGUGGAUAAAUCCGAAUGGCCAUUUGUGUGUGAGGUCAAGAGCUGUGGGCGACGAUUUCGUCUAAUGUCCCAGCUGAUAAUACACAAGAAACGACAUGCCGGCAUUAAGAAUUACAUUUGUCCCUAUUGCGGAGUACGCAAGACCACAUGCACCGAGCUAAAGAUCCACAUUAAUUGCCACACAUUCGAACAAAAAUAUCCUUGUGAAUUUUGCGCGAAAGUAUUCAAAAGUGUGGGUGUCAUGCGAACACAUGUGCAUCGUGUUCACGAGGGGAAGAAACCGGCGAAUUAUAAAUUAUUCAAAUGUGAUUUCUGUGAUGGAAAAUUCACCUCAUUGCAAACGAAAAAAUUCCACGAGAUGACACAUCGUGGUGAAAAACCCUAUAGCUGUGAGGAAUGUGGUAAAACAUUCACUUACCCAUCCGGCUUGGCUUCGCAUAAAAAUGUCCAUGCCAAGGGUGAAUAUCAAUAUGUGUGUAUGGUGUGUGGUCGUAAAUUUAAAUGGCAAUCGGGUUUGAAGACGCAUUUGAAACUACACACCGAAGCAGCGAAGCCAUAUUCAUGUACGGAAUGUGAUAAAAGUUUUCGUUGGCCGGGAUCGUAUUAUAAACAUAAGAAAGUACAUGCGCGUCAACCGGAAGAGGAGGUGGAUCAUGGAAAUGUUAGUGAAACGAAAGGUGAAAGUAUGGAACAAUCACCGGAAGGUGUUACCUCCGUCGAAUCUCCCAAAUAUGAAAUUAUAUUUAGGGCUAUAGAUAUGGUGGAUCCAAAUAAAAUUGUUUAG
This is a messenger RNA of Musca vetustissima, 2208 nucleotides long. Its product is annotated as zinc finger protein 331-like. The transcript is spliced from 4 exons. NCBI's taxonomy places the organism in Eukaryota, Metazoa, Arthropoda, Insecta, Diptera, Muscidae. The coding region runs from base 1 to 2208 and encodes 735 amino acids. The record is from RefSeq and is a predicted model, not a curated record. Gene Ontology annotation, molecular function: zinc ion binding. Gene Ontology annotation, cellular component: nucleus.